AUGGAGAGGGCGCCGGGGUGGGUGGGGGGAUUGGUGGAGGAGAGCUUCUUCGUGGGGUGCGGGGCCCACGAGAGCCGGAAGAAGAACGAGAAGAACAUCUUCUGCCUCGGCUGCUGCACCAGCAUCUGCCCCCACUGCGCCCCCUCCCACCCCUCCCACCCUCUCCUCCAGGUACGACGAUACGUGUACAACGACGUCGUUCGAUUGGAUGAUCUCGAGAAGCUAAUCGACUGCUCCUAUGUUCAGCCCUACACUAUAAACAGUGCAAAAGUAAUUUUUCUGAAGCCAAGGCCCCAAUCAAGGCCCUUCAAGGGCUCUGGCAACAUCUGCCUCACUUGUGAUAGGAUCCUCCAAGAGCCUUUCCACUUCUGCUCCCUCUCCUGCAAGGUUGAUCAUGUGAUGCUACAAGGUGAGGAUCUAUCGAGCAUCCUGUUCCGGUUUGACGAGUCGGACUUCGCCUUCUCGCGCUUCGAGAAUUUGAGGAUGGACAGCUCCGACCUCAUCGAGGACGACGGCCAGAUAACGCCCAACUCGAUCCUCGAGCACCCUUACCACUACAACGGCUCCUCGGGAUCGAGCAACGGCGGCAGUGGCGGCGGCAGUGGCGGCGGCGGCGGCGGCGGCAGAAGCACUUCUCGGAAAGGCGAGGCGUCUGAAGUGCAGAAGAGGAAGAAAGGUGGUGGCUUCUUCCCUCAGAUAGUGUUGUCUCUAAGCAACAGGAGGAAGGGUGCUCCUCACAGAUCUCCUCUCUCUUGAAUCCUCAAUUUCCACAAGACAGAAAAGAAAAAAAAAAAAAAAAACAAGAGCAGGAACCAAAAAAAAAGAAAUGAAAAGCUCAAGAGGGUAAAUUCUACUAUAGAACAUCUAAUAGUUGAUGUUUGUUUAGUGUGUGUGUGUGUAUGUGUUUGUUCUUGCCCAGAAUGCCCCUAUUCAUGUGGAGAGGGUGGGGGGGAUAUUAUGGGCAUUAUUUUGCUGCUACUCUGAAGAGGACUCAAGAGCAUUUCCAUUGCAAACUAGGUGGCCACAGUGGACCAUAUUUGAGGCUCACAGUGGCCACCAAUUUUGUAUUCAUUGCAAUGGGGGUGCACAUUUUCCAUAUCCAUCCUUAUAUAUUCAUAUAUUUAUAAUUUAUAUGUAA
Ananas comosus (pineapple) is the source of this 1138-nucleotide messenger RNA. RefSeq lists its product as uncharacterized. Lineage: Eukaryota; Viridiplantae; Streptophyta; Magnoliopsida; Poales; Bromeliaceae. Gene Ontology annotation, molecular function: zinc ion binding. The coding region runs from base 1 to 756 and encodes 251 amino acids. The transcript is spliced from 4 exons. The record is from RefSeq and is a predicted model, not a curated record.